UGGCCGUGGGAUUGCACCAGUAGGAAGGCGCUCAGCUUGGGGUUGACAGAAGGCAGGACAGGACGGGGACUCUCCGGGCGGCGGCGUUUUAUCGGUGGAGUAACAGCGGCGGACCGUGAUGGACAGGACGGCCGUGGUGAAGGUCGGAGCCGCGGCCAGUGCCAGCGUCUGUGCCCUGUUCGGAGGUGUGGUUCUGGCCCAGUACAUCGUCGCUAAGAAGAAGAGAGCGGGCAAGAAAACGCGGAUCAUAGAGAUGAUGCCUCAAUUUGAGAAGUCGACGGUCCACAUGAAGGACCCGGAGAGGGUGGAGCAGAUCAUUUGUGGCCUCAUCAAAGGAGGAGCCUCCAAACUACAGAUCAUCACAGACUUUGACAUGACGUUAAGCAAGUUUGCAGUCAACGGCAAACGCUGUCCAACAUGUCACAAUAUCAUUGAUAACUGUAAGCUGGUGACGGAGGAUUGCAGACAGAAGCUGCUACAGCUGAAGAAUAAAUAUUAUCCCAUUGAGAUCGACCCUCAUCUCACCACAGAGGAGAAAUAUCCAUUCAUGGUGGAGUGGUAUUUCAAGUCCCACACACUCCUGGUGGAACAGCGGUUAGAGAAAGACAAACUGUCAGAGGUGGUGAGAGAGUCUGAUGCUGCACUCAGGGAAGGCUAUGAGCAGUUCUUUGACCGCCUGCAUCAGCAUAGUGUGCCUGUCUUCAUCUUCUCCGCCGGCCUGGGCGAUGUCCUUGAGGAAAUCAUCCGCCAGGCCGGAGUCUACCACCCCAACGUCAAGGUGGUCUCCAACUUCAUGGACUUCGAUGACAACGGCGUCCUGAGGGGUUUCAAAGGCGAGCUGAUCCACGUUUACAACAAACACGACGGCGCCCUGCGAAACACGGAGUACUUCAAACAGCUCAAAGAAUACCACAACAUCAUCCUGAUGGGAGACUCACUGGGGGACCUCAGCAUGGCUGACGGCGUGCCCAACGUAGAGAACAUGCUCAAGAUUGGCUUCCUCAACGACAAGGUGGAAGAGCGACUGGACAAAUAUCUGGACUCUUAUGACAUCGUCCUGGUAAAGGACGAGACUCUGGAAGUGCCCAACGCCAUCCUCCAGAAGGUUCUAUAACUCCACCCCCCUCCACUCUUCACUCCUCUCCUCCCAUCAGUCCCCGUCAGCGGGGGGCCCGUUGGACUCCAAACACCGACAGAAAGCUCCACCACUGACCCACAUCAUCUCUGUGUAACCCCAACUGAGCCAUCUCUCAGCUCCCCUCACCUUGUUAAAGCCUUUAAAGACAUUUUUUAAAGUCGUCACAGCAGCGUCAGCCUAUCUCUGGUGUGUUUUUGUCCGUUGAGUCAUUUCUGACAUUCUCUCAAAUUGUUUUAUGAUGAAAGAAAAACCAAAAGUGAGAUAAAAGACACCUGAAGCUCACUCUAUCUUUAUUAUUUGCACAUUAUUGUUAACAUUUAAUCCAUAGGGUUAUUUUUGAUAUGGUGAAAUUUGUUUAUCAUAAAGCAGACAUGGUGUUUUCUUUGUCCCAGCAUGCAUCAGGUUCACAUCAUGUGCAGCAACUAAAGGACCUUGUAAAUUCUCAGUUUAAGUGAAACAUGCUCCCAGGUUAAAUCAGCAAUAAAGAGACCACUAAGUCAGUAUUUAAUGGGAUUAAAGCAGGGCACAGAUCGUGAAGAUGAGCAGGGAAAAUGCACUUUAAGCUGCAUGUAGCGGUGGACUCAGCCUGUACAUGAACACUUGUGGCAGUAGUUUGGAUUUGUGAAUGUAGGGACGCGUUCUUGCACACGAUUUUUGACCCUAAUGUGUUCUUUUGGCAUCAUAUCAACAAAGAAAGAAGAAUUAGCUCUUUAUUCUUCAACUAAACAAGUUUCCCUUUAAAUUUGUGAGCUUCUUAUUGCUAAAUUUAACUUUUAAGUGUUGUGUUUAGGACUAACAAUGACCUCUGGUGGUCAUUAAUGAGAAAACAGUAAAAAAAACACCUCCAACCAAAGUAUAAGUAUGAAAAACCAGAUUAAAGUGCACCAUAUCAGUGAAAGAAGGAAGCACACUGCUGUUUGGGGCUCAGCUAGACCCAGAAUAAACCUAAUUAAUGAAAAUCUCGUCAUUCUGUGGUUACCAUUGAGCACUACCUCUGAAAUAUUCAGACUUUUUUUAAAGCUACAACAUCUCCAUUUGUCUGAAGUUGUGCUGAAUGUUCUCUUUAAAUCUGUUUGUGUUUUUAAUGUGCUGCUAUCACCUGCAUGUUGCCUUUUUCAGUUUCUGUCAAAGAAAUGGGUGACAAAAAGAUCUAUAUAAAUCAAUACAUGGGGAAUAAUGUAAUAUUGUAAAUGUGGGAGUUAUAAAUAUGGAAAUGUUUGAUGUUAAGCUGGAGAAAAAAUCUCCAGAGUUAUAGACCAGAGUCAUAGAGCGGUGUGUUGUAUUUUUAUAAAGAGAUGGCUUUUUCUUUUCUUUGAUGCUGUGAUUUGAAAAUGCAAUAAAAAGUCAUUUUGUGAACUGUGA
Molecule: messenger RNA, 2500 nt
Organism: Cheilinus undulatus (humphead wrasse)
Lineage: Eukaryota; Metazoa; Chordata; Actinopteri; Labriformes; Labridae
Gene: nt5c3a
Product: 5'-nucleotidase, cytosolic IIIA
Exons: 8
Coding region: 119-1114 (331 amino acids)
Cellular component (GO): cytoplasm
Molecular function (GO): magnesium ion binding; 5'-nucleotidase activity
Source: RefSeq, a predicted model, not a curated record